AUGUCUCUAUUCUCUCAAGGACAGAUAGAUCUAUCCAAGAACGGUGGCCCUGAUUUAUUUUUACAAAAGACAAAAUUAGGAUGGGUCAUCGGAGGCAGUGCGCCUACAAACGAGUCAUCACAACAAGUGUCGUGUCACCUGGCAUCAGACAUACAAUUUAAUCUAGAAAAAUUCUGGGAAAUUGAAGAAAUACCAGAAACAAGUCAUCUCACCGCAGAUGAACAAGCAUGCGAAGAAUACUUUCUACAACAUGUUACAAGAAACGAAGAAGGUCGAUAUGUUGUCGCCUUACCAUUCAAACAAUCUGUCGAUCAACUUGGAGAGACACGAAUUACAGCAAUUAAAAGGCUUAAUUCAAUUGAAAGAAAAUUACAAAACAAUACAGAGUUAAAGAUACAAUAUAACGCUGUACUACAAGAGUACCUAGACUUAGGUCACAUGUCUGAAGUACCAGAUGAACAACUACAAGAAAAUGGUUUUUAUUUACCACAUCAUGCGGUGAUAAAAGAAGAAAGCCAAACAACAAAAGUACGAGUCGUGUUCGACGGCUCAGCCAAAGGUUCCAAGGGUCAUUCACUCAAUGAAUUACUACAUGUUGGCCCAACAAUACAAACUGAUAUUUUCUCAUUAUUACUCAGAUUUAGACUACACCAGUAUGUACUGACUGGUGACAUUGAGAAAAUGUACAGACAAUUUUUAAUACGUCCACAAGAUAGAAAAUAUCAACGUAUUUUAUGGAGAAAUGCGUCUGGUAUUAUUAAAACAUAUGAACUAAAUACUGUAACAUUUGGUCUUGCUCCAUCACCAUUUCUAGCUAUACGAUGUCUACAUAAAUUAGCUGAUGAUGAGCAAGAAAAUUUUCCUGUAGCAUCAGAAAUACUAAAAAGAGAUCUAUAUGUCGAUGAUCUUUUAUCACAACAUUUGAAGAAGCAAUUAAAUUGA
Aphidius gifuensis is the source of this 942-nucleotide messenger RNA. RefSeq lists its product as uncharacterized. The record is from RefSeq and is a predicted model, not a curated record. The transcript has a single exon. Bases 1 to 942 code for a protein of 313 amino acids. NCBI's taxonomy places the organism in Eukaryota, Metazoa, Arthropoda, Insecta, Hymenoptera, Braconidae.